UCUCAUAUUAUCGACUAUUAAAAUAAAAAAUAUUCUUCUUAAUUCAGAUUGUAUUGACGAAAUUAAAGCCCGAGGCUUCUCUUUUAUGAGAGCUCUCCUUGUGUGGACGUAAUUCUGUCUGUGUGACUCUGUGCGGCUAUAAAAUGAGUCCCACCGAUGCCAAGCGGGGAGCGAAGCGCAGGAAGAACAAGCGGGGCGGCGCCACCAGCGCUGCAGGAAAGUCCGAGGCUUCAGCAGCGAGCCGGGCUGCUCAGGCCUCUGCUACAGCCGUCUCUGGUCGCAGCUUUUUAUCAGCAGGAGCAACAGGAAACACCGAGCUGGGCUUCAAUGUCGAGGUGCCCUUAAAUGGUACACCCCAGUUUUCUGAAGGCCCAGUGAACUCAGACUUUUCUGGAGUGCUUCAGACGCCGUUCACCUUCGGCCUGAACCAGAGGGCGCCGUACACCACGAGCGAUCGCUGCCUGCUCUGUCGCAGUGAGCGCAAAGACAACGUCUCACAGGAGUCGGCUCCGAACGGCACAGGCCAGUCACCCAAAUCGUCCAGCGCCCUCCAGCUGCCUCUGUAUGUCUGCCCCGACUGCAAACGCACUGUGGAGAAGGACGAACGGCCGCCACCCUCCGACCAAGCCCUGUUGAACCAAGACUUUUUGCUGCGCAUGCCCAUGGGUAACGGUGGGUUAACCCAGGACACAGCGGGCACCAAUGGCAGGCUAAUUGUGGGUGCUCCAACCUUACCUACACCAGACCUCAGCACACCAAUCUCCACAGACACUGUGUGUUGCUGCGAGGCGUGCAACGAGAGGAGAGAGAUGACUGCCGAGUCAGAACGAGAGUCUCAGCAGCUGCAGAAUCACUGGUCCGAGGUGCGCUACCUGGUGCGCUGCAUCUACCGACAGACGGGCACCUCGCUAGCAGAUGACCAGGACCAGCCUCUAAACCGGGACAAGGACAGCAUGAAAGAGCUGGUGGACAGGCUUUGUGAGAAGGACCCGUAUCAACUGUACCAGCGGCUAGAGCAGCAAGCACGCGAAUAUGUCCUGGAAAUGAAGGUUCGGCUACUGAAGCACUUGUCAGCGGGCCCAGAUGGUCUUGGGGCCACUCACGGCCCUCCGCAGGCACACCAGUUUAUCUCACUGCUGCUGGAAGAGUACAGCGCCCUCUGCCAGGCUGCGAGGACCAUCAGCAGCUUCCUGCUCACUCUGGAAAAAGAGCAUCUCAAGAGGUUCCAGGUGACGUGGGAACUACACAACAAGCACCUGUUUGAAAGUUUGGUGUUCUCUGAGCCCAUCCUGCACAGCAGCCUUCCAGCACUGGUUGCGCACCUCAAGCAAGGCACUGCGUCUCAUGACUCGUACAGUGAGGACAUGUACAAGGCGCUGCUGGACAGUUUACAUGCUCUGGAGCUGGAGAUGAAGGUCGUGGCCGUGGAGUGGAUGGAGUGUAGGAAGAGGAUAGACGACUACGUGGACGAGCAGUUGCUGUACAAGGUGGAAGGACAGAACCUGACACAUCAGCGCACAGAGCCUCAUAAAUCUCUAAUCAGUAAAAAUAUGUCCUUAAGAACCAAGCAGAGGCUGCUCAAAGAAGAUGGAGAGAUUUUUAAACAGAGGAGGUUUUUUGAGGAGCAGUUCUUACAGAACAGUAAGAAGUCUCUAGCAGGUGACAGCACCUUCACAGACACGGUCAAGCAGAUGCUGUCCUCUCGACUCAGCAUACCUGACUGUCCCAACUGCAACUAUCGAAGAAGGUGCACCUGUGACGAUUGCAGCCUCUCUCACAUUCUCACGUGUGGCAUUAUGGAUGCCCCUGUCGGUGAGGAGCUGCACAUGAAGUUACCCCUGCAGACAGAUCCUCCUCGAGACUACCUGUCUGGGAUUCAUCCUCCAAGCAUGUCGUCAGGAAGCUCCGGGUCUGGGUCUGGGUCUGGAUCGGCCUCUAGCUCCCCCAUCACAGUUCAGCAGCAUCCGCGCCUCCUCCUGCCUCAGGAUGGGCCUCCGACAUUAGGAAGCGAUGAUGAGGAUGAAGUGCCUCCGUUGUCGUCUAUAUAUCCACUCAGCAGAUAUGAGGAUGCUGGGGUGGUGGCGAGCAUGAACGGUCUCCAUGCUCAGCUUAACGGAGGAGACAACGGCACUCUCAACCAUCAGUCUCUGCAGGGGAGCAGCAGCAGCACCUCUGAGGGAGAUGAUGAGGAACUGGAGGGACUGAGCUGUAAUCGGGCUCCAGGAUCACGGGGGGAGCUCUCUCGAGGGAAGAGAGACAGUCCACCUCCAUCCUACACACACACACAGGUGGAGCAGGUGCAGCGGCCAUGCGAGUGUCACGUGUGUAGCCAGGCCAGCGUGGACGGCGGCACAGCAGGACUGGGCACCGUCGCUCCGCCCACAGGACAUUUGCACCCUGCACCUCAUCAGUUUUUCUCAGAAAAAAGUCCAGCUCACCCAGCGCUCCACCUCUACCCCCACAUCCACGGUCACCUUCCACUGCACAACCUGCCCCAUCUGCCCCGACCACUGCUUCCUGCACUUUACUCCAGUCCUCCCAUCACACACAGCAAGACUUUGCCUCCGGCGCCGCUCUCGAACCACGCAGGGAUGAAGCAGUCGCAGCAGCAGCAGGUGUUCAGCCCGGCUCUGCCUGAUCACAUCUACCAGAGCUGCUUCAGUGGUGGAGCGGGGGACUGGAGCGCCUCUCUGUCCUGUCCAUCGCUCAAAUUUGAAAACCUGUGGGACACGCACAUGAUGAAGAACUGGAAUCCCAGUGUGCUGCUGCAGGAACCACUACCUGGUUUAGACUCGACGUCCCCUGCCGUCGACCCCUCUUCACUCCCUGUUCCUGAUGGCAAGGAAAAAAACCUCCCUCAAAAGAAGAAGUGUCUGUUUAACUACCAAGAUGCCUUCAUGGAGGCGGGUGAGGUGGUGAUGGCAACGUCAUCUGCCAUCUCGUCAGUCUCCAGCACCGCUACCACUGUCCAGUCCAGUAACAAUCACAUCCACACGUCAGCGAAAAGAGCCGCGGCACUAGGUGAAGUUUUCCACAAUAUAGUCAAAGAGGACCAUAUACAGUCCAGCCCCAUCGCUCCUAGAAACAGCCCUACUGGUUUAGCAUCGUUAUCCCCUCUCAGUGGUGCCUCUCACCACAAUCUCACCAAUGCACACCUUCCCAGCAUGGGCCCUCAGUCCUUAGUGAAGAGUACGACUCCUGCCCCAGGGUUUCUAGACAGCCACAAGGGCUUGUGCGUACGCGGCAUGGAUCAGCCACCCAUCCCAGCCGAAGGGCCGGUCAGCGGAGCGAACAGUGUAUGCAGUGAUCCAGACUGCGAGGGGCAUCGAUGCGACGGGAGCGGAGCCUACGAGCACCAGGGCUACGAGGAGAGUCCAGACGAGGACAGCUCCUCCGAGCACAGCUCUUCCACCUCCACAUCCACCAAUCAGAAGGAAGGAAAAUACUGCGACUGCUGCUACUGUGAAUUUUUUGGCCAUGGAGGGCCCCCUGCAGCCCCCACCAGUAGGAACUAUGCUGAGAUGCGGGAGAAGCUCCGGUUGCGGCUCACCAAGCGGAAGGAGGAACAGCCCAAGAAGGAGGAGCUGGAGCGGGAUGGGAUAGAAGACAAUCGCAAGGUGGAGGAUUUACUUCAGUUCAUCAACAGCGGCGCCAAUAAACCAGCCUCCAGCGCCAAAGCAGCCAAGCGUGCCCGCCAUCGACAGAAAAAGAUGGAGGAGAAAGCCCGUAUGGAGGCAGAGGCACGGGAGCGGGAGGCGCAGCAGCUGUUCGAGGCACAGCAGAGGCAAAAAGAGGAAGAAGAGGAGGCACUAAAGCAGGAGCUGCUUCGGCUAAAGGAGUUGCAGCUGUUGCGCUCUUUCUCCUCUAAGAAGAAGAAGAAGGAACACAAGGCCAAAGAGGCUGCCUGUAGUUUAACCAAGGCUGAAACACCUUCUCCAUCCCCCGCUCCCACGAACAACCCUCAGCCACUCCGUCAGAGUGCCCAGAACGUUCUGGAAAACUUGCAGAACGGCAAACGACAGCUGCUACACACCUUUGUCUGCCUCAAAGAGUCCCCCAAGGAGCCACCCAAAGAGCUCGUACCCCCAGCACUGGCCAGAAGCGGACCGUCCAGCCCGAGGCGCGGCAAAGAAAAACCCACCGACGCCCCCCUGGCUUUGCCUAAUGGCACCCUGCCUCAUUCAGAACCCAACAACACCCGGUCAAAAAUCAAACAGCAGCCACCCAGAAUCGAUGGCGAGGCCGGAAAGAGGCCGGCAGACACGCCUCGAAAACAAGAACCCACUUCAAAAUCAAGCAAUACACCAACAGCAAACACUGAAGCCAAGCCCAAAGCCAGGCCUGCCGAGGAGCAGCUCACUGAAGCCAAAAAAGAGGAGAGGACGAUCGGGAAGAAACAGCAAAACGGGCUGAAGGAGGAGAGGAUCUCUCCAGUGAGGAACACUCCGGUCGUGGAGCAGAACGGGAAAGCAGCGCCAGUCGAGUCCCCCCAGCCCAAAAGCAAAGCCAAGAAGAGUAAGAAGAAGAAGGCAGAUAAGAUGAAUAAUUCUAUAGACGACGUGUUUCUGCCCAAAGACAUCGACCUGGACAGCGUUGAUAUGGACGAGACGGAGCGGGAGGUGGAAUACUUUAAAAGGUUCUGCUUGGAUUCUGCCCGACUGACCAGACAGCGACUGUCCAUCAACUGGUCCAACUUCAGCUUGAAAAAAGCUACGUUUGCUGCUCACUAGCCAGGAAGGAAGGUUCUUCCCUGGAAGAGACGAUCAGGAUUCAAUCAGCCACCUUCUCUCUCUAGCCCUCCUUUUCCACCCCUUUCACCAGGCUGACUGCUGAUCCCAGUGCUGCUAUUGCUCCAGCCAGCUGCUCCUCUGGCCUACAUUACCCAUAAUGCCUUGCCUUGUCCUUGUCGCUGAUGGUUCUUUAGGAGAACCAAACACUCAGCUUUGCAGUUUCUAAAGAGAAGAAAAUGGGCAAAGAUGGUAAGGGAUAAAAAAAAAAAAAAAGCAACCAGAAAUGCCACUCUGUGAUUUUUGUUUCUUUUUCUUUUUUUUCAUUUUCACUUGUAGCUGGACUUCCCAGCUUGGAAAACUCUCCAAGUUAGAAUGAAGGCUGCUGAGCAGGAAAAAAAAAGCUGAAGUCAAUUUAAAAGCUAAAAAAGAAACUUCUUUUCCCAGUAUCUGUGGCUUCGAACAGUGCACUUCAUUACAGUUAGCUGAGAAGGGAACGGGGACUCAGGCAUUUCAGCUGCCCACCCAUGGCCACUUGCUUCACACAAAAGAUGGAUUAUACUUGACCGAUUUAUUCUUGUUGGGUUUUUCAGUUCCAGUUAACAGCAGUUUAAAGUGUUCGUUUUUUUUCUUUUUCUUUUUCUUUUUCUUCGACUUGUAGCCAGCUUGUAUCAGACUACUUUCAGAAUCGAAUUGAAAGAAAAGAACAAUACUCACACGAUCGAUCUGUUCUAGAGUGUAUAAUGUAUUAACACUGAAGCCUGACUGGCUACCUUUUAACAUAUUGUUAAGUAAUAUUAAAAUCUUGUCUUUCUUUUUUGAAAGAUGGAAUACAGUGGAA
This is a messenger RNA of Trichomycterus rosablanca, 5568 nucleotides long. It is a transcript of the gene fam193a, whose product is annotated as family with sequence similarity 193 member A. The transcript has 23 exons. Bases 144 to 4730 code for a protein of 1528 amino acids. NCBI's taxonomy places the organism in Eukaryota, Metazoa, Chordata, Actinopteri, Siluriformes, Trichomycteridae. The record is from RefSeq and is a predicted model, not a curated record.